AUGUCGAACUGUAACUAUUAUCGAAACUUGUGGUGGGAUAAGGGAGAAUUUGAUGAAAAAGCAAAGUGGGAAGAAGUAGCUUUGCCGUAUGUACUUGCUACAGACUUCACUAUAGAAGAAUAUGAACAACUUUGUAUCGGAGAAAUUGUUAAUAUUAUAAAUAAAAGUUGCGGUAAUGUUGACGAAACAAAUGCAAAAAUCUUUAGCAUUGAAACACGUGGCAUAACCCGUGGAAAAGUGGCCGACGCAUCAUUUCGUCCGAAAAAACAAGCUAUAACUUCACCAAAUGGAAGCGAUGAAAAUAAUUUUCCUUGGCCAAAUUUAGUUGUAGAGGUGGCUUAUACCGAAACCUUGGAUCACGUCGAAGAAUCGUUGCACUAUUGGUUAAGUCCUGGUCGCGCUCAUGAUUGUAUUAUUGUAAAAAUCGAUCCAGUUCCUCAAGGCCAAGUACCGGUCCGUAUGAGGGCUUGGCAUUACUGUGUCUCAGCAGGUAGAGGAACGAGAAAUACAGUUCCUCUUGUGACUCUUGUGACUACAGUAAUGUUUGAAUUUGGAACCAAAGAUGGCACUGGAUCACCAUUGAAUAUCUUGCAAGGUCAAUGCAUUGUAAACAUUUCACUUAAUUGUCUUUAUAAUAAUGUGAAGCCCCCUAUUAAAAUACCCGAAAUAUCUCACAUGAUUCUAUUUCAAUUGACUUCUUUUUUGUUCAAAAUGCACUCACCGAAGUAUGACAUUUAUUAA
Messenger RNA from Acaulospora morrowiae, 741 nucleotides. The record is from the annotation of a GenBank genome assembly. NCBI's taxonomy places the organism in Eukaryota, Fungi, Glomeromycota, Glomeromycetes, Diversisporales, Acaulosporaceae.